This is a messenger RNA of Protomyces lactucae-debilis, 1629 nucleotides long. RefSeq lists its product as uncharacterized. NCBI's taxonomy places the organism in Eukaryota, Fungi, Ascomycota, Taphrinomycetes, Taphrinales, Protomycetaceae. Gene Ontology annotation, molecular function: protein binding. Bases 37 to 1473 code for a protein of 478 amino acids. The record is from RefSeq and is a predicted model, not a curated record. The transcript is spliced from 2 exons.
GCGACAGAGCAGAUAGACCUUCCUUUGCUUGCAAGCAUGAGCCUGAAGCGACGGCGCUCAUCCCCUUCUCUCUCUGAUCGCGACUCGUCAAGAACAUGCGACUGUAAACGCCAAAGACACACAAACACCUCACUUUCUUCCUUCUCCGACGAACUACUUUUGCAGAUCUUUAGCUUCCUGGACGCUCCAAGCGUUGCGCAGGUAGAUCUAGUCUCGCGUCGAUUCAAGCAAUUAUCAAGAGAUGAAGUCCUUUGGCGGGUCUUGUACGCGCGUGAUUAUGCUAGGACGUCAAGAAGACGAACAGGCAAAGCGGGCGUCAGUGCAGAUGGGUCAACGUGCGAGACAGACAAGAAAAGACCUUCACAACGAGAGUUGGGCUUUGUAAGUAAGGAAGAUCGGCUGGCAGAGAGUAAGACCUGGCGCAAGCGUUACCAGAUACGCUCAAAUUGGCUAAAGGGACGGUAUCAUGCGGUGCGGUCAGACGAUGCAGCCGGCCGUCUUGUCGGAUCAUGGCGUGUCAAGCUGGUUGAACACAACUUGAGUGUAUGUGAUCCAGUAGACGGAUUGCAAGGCUCACUCUUGCUGUCUGCCGUUCCACUCAAGGUACACGCAGCAGAGGAGAAUCACCUCAUCUUGCAGUAUGCACAGACACUGCAGCUCGUCCAGAUUGACAAAGUGAUCAAUGCUCUGCAGUUCAAGCUACUCAGUUCCGUCGAUUGCACAAUGGAAGACGAUUUCAGCUAUGCAAACGGUCACAUGGCCACCCUGUCUGCCACUGGUCUCCUAUGCACCUACUCUGUCGCUGUAGGCGGAGCUCGUCUCAUAUCUGCACUCAAAGGGGCCAUUGUUGGCAAAUCAUCUCUCGUUGUACGCAAGCAAGGUCUUCAAACCCUUGUCAGUGUUGCAUUCGUUGCGUAUGGCGUCUUAUCUGACACAGUCACUGUUCAGCAGCUCGUCUUCGAGAACGAUCAGCACACUUCUACACGGGUAGCACAUGUUGCUGCAACAACCGCUGGAGCCGGCUUCAAAACUGCUGUCCGCAGGUCGGAAGAGGCACUCGCGACACAGAAUGGCAGUAUCAGCUACAUCCAUCCAUUUCUGCUCGUUGCGCACAGUACUAGCAAUUUGAUGACUUUGUACAAGGUUCACUCGGUGCCAGGAGAACCCUUGACCUUGUCAAAAGGGCGUGACUUGGUGGGAACCGGAGCAAGCAUGUCGAGCUGUGGCGUUGGUCGACACUUGCGCAUGGCCCUCGGCCUUGGCAAAGCUGGACUACAUGUCUGGGAUAUUCAGAAUGUCUACAGUAAAGCGAUUCGUCUGUUGCCACCGGGAGAUGGUACGUUGGAAUGUGAUGCAGAGACUCAGGCGUCAGCACCGCAGAGCACAGAGGAUAUGGAGAUUGUGCACAUCUCGGAAGACCGCGUCUUGCUUAGAGAAGCAGGCAGUACCGUGACGUUCGACUUUACGGUUUGAGCGUAUGAUCUGCUACGCCUACAAGACGCCUUACUGAGCCACCAGACCGAAGACAUCAUGCAUAUCAUAUGGGCUCUUGGCUAAGGUGCUGUCGGCGUCUGUCGCAUUGCCAACUUGUCAACUGCGUUGUUAAAGAAGUCUAGAAUUCUUAUCCGA